AUUUUAAUUGCCCACAAGACUGGAAACCCCUUCUGGCUGGCUCCUGCGCACAGAGAGCCACCUCGGCUCCCAGUCGGGGCGGGGACCGACCCGCCUCCUUGGCCCGUGGGUUCCAGCUCACGGCCUGCUUCAGCGAGAUUCCCCCGGGCUUUCCCGCCGAAGCCGGCGAUCGCGGGCGGCCCGGAGCGACGAUGGAAGGGCUGGUGUUCCGCUGGUCCUUGUGUCACCUGUCUGCCUACAGACUGAUGUGGCUCCUCGCAGCCGUGAGGCUCUGCAGGGCAGCGCAAGUGGUGACCCAAGAUGAAGAAGAGCUUCUAAACACACCUGCUUCCUUAAGAUGCUCUCUGCAGAAUUCUGAGGAAGUCUUAAUUGUGACAUGGCAGAAAAUGAAGGCUGUGAGCCUGGAAAACAUGGUCACCUUCAGCAAGAACCAGGGGGUUGUAGUCCAGCCUGCCUACAAGGACAAGAUAAACAUCACCCAGCUGGAACUCAGGAACUCAACCAUUACAUUCUGGAAUACCACGCUAGAGGAUGAAGGGUGUUACAAGUGCCUCUUCAAUACUUUUGGUUCCGGGAAGAUCUCAGGAAAAGCCUGCCUCACCCUCUCUGUACAGCCCACAGUGUUCCUUCGCUAUAAAUUUUUCGAAGACCACGUAAAUAUCACUUGCUCUGCCAAUGCCCGCCCAGCCCCUGUGAUCUCCUGGAAGGUCUCUGGGUCAGGGAUUGAAAACAGUACUGAGAUUCUCUCCCACCCCAAUGGGACCACGUCUGUCACAAGUGUCCUCCAGGUCCAAGACCCCAAGAGCCAAGUGGGGAAGGAGGUGAUCUGCCAGGUGCUGCACCUGGGGACUGUGACCAGCGUCAGGCAAACUUUGGACAAAGGCUUUUGGUUUUCAGUUCCACUAUUGUUAAGUAUUGUUUCCCUGGUCAUUCUCCUGGUCUUAAUCUCAAUCUUAUUAUACUGGAAACGUCAUCGGAACCAAGACCGAGAGCCCUAGAGAAGUCACACAGAACCCUGAAUAUUAUGUCCUGGUCUACUUGAAUCUGUUUCAGAAGAAAAGCAGGAGGAAAAGAGUCAUUCUCCAAGAAUGACAAAAGAGGUAGUAGUAAAAGACCUAAGAAUUUGACUAAUUUCUUCUGCCACGUAAGCGACCCAGUGCUGGUGAGCAUUCCAAAAGGAAGUCGUUUCCCCUCUCAAGUCUGUUGUAGGACUUGAUUUUGUGAAGCAGUGCAGUGCUGUGCCAUUGAAAGGACUCUGGAUCUGUAGCCACAACUCUGAGACGGACUCUGGCUCCAGCUGAUGGCAGCCCUGUGUUCAUCACUUUAUCUCAAUCAGCCUCCACAUUCUAUCCAGAAAAUUAAGACGUUGGACUGGAUCAUUUGCCAUUCUGCUCUAAAACCCGAUGUAAUUCCAGGAAAGAAAAGGGAUAACGAAAUGAAAAAGAGAAAGGAAAAUACAGAAAGAUGUUGAGGACCAAAGAACUUUUCUGAGACUACCUUUUACCUUUCUGUUGAUGUUCCUUCUCUUUUUCCAUAUUAUUCAUGGUCCGUGAGUCUGUUUCCUCACAACAUUGUGAAUAGCUGGUCUUUCUAAAAUCCUUGGUUUCACUGCUAUUCUUCCUGUUCUUCUGUGAUGUUUACCACAAUGAAUAUGGGACUGAAUUUAUUGCAAAAUAACAUUGGGAACCUUAACUUUACUUAUCUAUUUUUAUAGAAGAAUAAGCAUUGUUAGUCCAGCAGCUCGCAUGUUUUAAGAAGCUUGCAUUUCCUGCCCCAUUUGACUCAUAAGAUGACCCAGCCCUAUUUUAGUCAUUGUGACCUCAAUCUAGUGUAAUGAAAAUAUAUGAUAAAAAUAGACAUUUAGGAAGUUUUGUAAA
This is a messenger RNA of Suricata suricatta (meerkat), 1877 nucleotides long. Its product is annotated as OX-2 membrane glycoprotein-like. Gene Ontology annotation, molecular function: cell-cell adhesion mediator activity. The transcript has 6 exons. NCBI's taxonomy places the organism in Eukaryota, Metazoa, Chordata, Mammalia, Carnivora, Herpestidae. The record is from RefSeq and is a predicted model, not a curated record. Gene Ontology annotation, biological process: negative regulation of macrophage activation; regulation of immune response. The coding region runs from base 192 to 998 and encodes 268 amino acids.